Messenger RNA from Hemibagrus wyckioides, 2404 nucleotides. RefSeq names its product tripartite motif-containing protein 16-like. NCBI's taxonomy places the organism in Eukaryota, Metazoa, Chordata, Actinopteri, Siluriformes, Bagridae. The record is from RefSeq and is a predicted model, not a curated record. The transcript has 6 exons. Bases 246 to 1904 code for a protein of 552 amino acids. Gene Ontology annotation, molecular function: zinc ion binding; protein binding.
UAAUUAAUCUGACUCCUUAAAUCACAAAGAAGCUCUUUAUGUCUUUACACCAAAACCUUCUGCUAUACUUAUCCUUCAAUUCCUAAACCCCUCUCUCUUUAAAGCCACACCUACUCUCUCUGUCACACUAUGAAACAUACUGAACCAAGAAGUUCAUUUGAGAGGAAACGAAAAUCAGACACUCACUCCAUCUCUCUCUCUCUCUCUCUCUCUCUCUCUCUCUUCCAGUGUGUGAGUAUAGGAAAAUGGCAGAGGCCAGUAUUACAACGAGUCAGGAUCAGUUCAUCUGUCCAGUGUGUCUGGAUCUCCUGAAGGAUCCAGUGACUACUCCCUGUGGCCAUAGUUACUGUAAGGUGUGUAUUAAUGGCUGCUGGGAUCAGGAGGAUGUGAAGGGUGUCUUCAGCUGCCCCCAGUGUAAAGAGACCUUCACUCCAAGGCCUGAUCUACGCAGAAACAAUAUGCUGGCUGAAGUGGUGGAGAAACUGAAGAAGACUGAACUCCAAGCUGCUUCUCCUGCUCACUGUUACGCUGGACCUGGAGAUGUGGAGUGUGAUUCCUGCACUGGGAGAAAACACAAAGCCGUCAAGUCCUGUCUGGUUUGUCAGGCUUCUUUUUGUGAAGAUCAUCUUAAACCUCACUAUCAGUCUCCUGCCUUUAAGAAGCACAAGUUAGUUGAAGCCUGUGCAGAGCUCCAAGAGAAGAUCUGCUCUGAACAUGACAAACUGAUUGAUAUCUACUGUCAUACUGACCAAAGCUUCAUCUGUUACUUGUGUAUGAUAGACGAACACAAAGGCCAUGAUACAAUUUCAGCUAAAGCAGAAAGAACUGAAAAACAGAAUGAGUUAAUGGAGGAGCAGAUGAAAUCCCAGCAGAGGAUCCAGGAGAAGCAGAAGAAGAUGCAGGAGCUGAAUCAGACUGUGGACACUAUAAAGGCAGCGGUGGAUGAAAAUGAGAGGAUCUUUACUGAGCUGAUCAGCUCCAUGGAGAAAAAGUGCUCGGAGGUGAAGGAGCUGAUCAAAGCUCAGGUGAAAAGUGACCUGAGACAAGCUGAACAACUCCUGAAUCGAUUACAGCCAGAAAUUGAUGAGCUUCAGAGGAGAGUUAGUGAGCUGGAGCAGCUUUUACAGAUACCCGAUGACAUCGAUUUCCUCCAGAGUUUCCCGUCUCUCUGUUUUUCUCCUGGAUGUGAAGACUCACCCAGCUUCACUGUCAAUCAACAUCUCUCAUUUGAUGGAGUGAGGAAAUCUCUCUCAGAUCUGAAAAAACGAGUCGAGCAAAUCUGUGAGGAGGAAUUCAAGAAAAUCCAUCCACAAGGUGCAGCAUUUCAGAUGAUUUUACCUUCAAAACCAAAGACCAGAGAAGAUUUUCUGCAGUAUUUCUGUUAUCUGACUCUGGAUCCCAAAACAGCACAUCAUCAACUCAUUCUGUCUGAGAAGAACAGAAUGGCGACACGUAGAUUGAAAGACCAGCGAUACCCUGAUCUUCCAGAGAGAUUUGACUCCUGGACUCAGGUGUUGUGUAAGCAGAGUCUGCGUGGACGCUGUUACUGGGAGGUGGAGUGGAGUGGUAUGGGUGUAGACAUAUCAGUCGCACUUAAAAAUAUCAGGAGGAAAGGACGGCAUAAUUGUAGUUUGUUUGGACGCAACAGACAGUCCUGGAGUCUGCAGUGUUUUACUUUCUCUCACUCUUUCUGGCACAAAAAAAACAAGACUGAGCUCCAAGGUCCAGCACCCUACAGAAUAGGAGUGUAUUUGGAUCGCAGUGUCAGAACUGUGUCCUUUUACAGCAUCUCUGACAAGAUGAGGCUCCUCCACAGAGUCCACAUCGCAUCCACUAAGCCUCUAUACGCUGGGUUCAGGGUAUGCUAUUUGUACUCAACCCUGAAGUUAUGUGAUCCAGUUUAAUUGUUAGUAAAAGUGCUUAGUCAAAUUAAAACUGAGGGAUCAGCUUUCAGCCAUAUUUUCUCUUGGUUAAUAAUUUAAAAAAAUUUCAAGAAAACUUAAAAAUCAGAAAAUAAAAUAAUAAAUAAUAAAAAAAAUAAUACAAAUCUUCAAACUGCUUUCUCUUUCUGUUCUGCUGCUGGAGGAAACACCCUACUGUGUGCAAAAAACAUUUCUUUAGUUUAGACAUCCAUGUUAAUUUCUCAGAUAGAAAUAGCCUUCAUAGCCUGUUAAAUAGUUUACUAUAAAAUAUUUUCCACAAGACAAAUCUGGUGAAAAUAACUGUUCAGUUUAACCCUGUGUGAUUAGAGUUUAACUGGUUUCAACUCUGAACUCCAUUUUUUCCUGAUGUUCUGCUUUUGCUCUUGCCGUGACUUGUUGCUGUUUUCUGAUCACCUGACUGCCAGUUUUUCUCUGAUGUUUCUGUAUCAAUGCCACAGUUUUAUUAAAAUGCCAAAAUUGCA